Colletotrichum karsti is the source of this 870-nucleotide messenger RNA. RefSeq lists its product as uncharacterized. The record is from RefSeq and is a predicted model, not a curated record. Gene Ontology annotation, biological process: vacuolar proton-transporting V-type ATPase complex assembly. Gene Ontology annotation, cellular component: Vma12-Vma22 assembly complex; extrinsic component of endoplasmic reticulum membrane. The transcript has a single exon. NCBI's taxonomy places the organism in Eukaryota, Fungi, Ascomycota, Sordariomycetes, Glomerellales, Glomerellaceae.
UUGCCCUACGAAGCCACCCUCACCAACAUCUCGCCAUCCAAAGUCAGACAACUCGGCUCCGCUCCGCCCACUUCGCCCUACGCAUUCUCCGCCACGGGAAAACAGCCCGUCGCCGGCCCGCCUCGGCCCUUCUGUCGCCAUCACCAAGCCACCACCGCUCCGGACCAGCUUGUCUUCCCAUCUGCCUCCGCCCUAUCACACAACAUGGAGACGAACCAGAUCGACCAGCUGCUUGAGCGCUACCUCGUCCUCCUGGACGAGUACACGGUGCUUCGCGAGCUCCUCAGCAAGACUCAGGCUGCCAUGUAUCAGAACAUCGCACGAGCCAACUUCUCCGCAGAGAGGGGCGUCAGAUACGGCCCGGACUACUAUGACGAGCGCAUGCAGGCUUCGAGAAUCCUCUCCAUAUCGGCGGGCAGCAAGGAUGUCCCUCGCUUCGAGCUUGUCAAGCCUGCAGAGGCUGUAACGGAUCCGGGGCCCCAUGAGGCUCCAGUUGAUGAGGGGAAACCCGAUGACCUCGAUGAGGCUCCGGCUGACGGUCCGAAAUCUGACGAGAAACCCGAAGACACGACGAAGACGGCGGAGGAAAAGAAGAAGAAGAGAAGCAACGAUCCCCUUCGGUGGUUCGGCAUUCUCGCGCCGAUGCCCCUGCGCCAGGCGCAAACGCUAUCGGUGAAGGCCGUGCAGGAUGUCAUUCCCCGUUUGGUCUCAAUCAACGCUGAGAUGAUGGACUUGGAGAUUGAGGUCCGCCGGGCACGGAAGAAGAGGGCGAAAGCUGAGGCCGCUCACAGCAAGAUCGACGCGGAGGACGGUCAAGAGCCGGGACGCCACGAGUCACGAGUUCCUGUCACGACUGUGGAAUCUACGUGA